Molecule: messenger RNA, 693 nt
Organism: Rotaria sp. Silwood1
Lineage: Eukaryota; Metazoa; Rotifera; Eurotatoria; Philodinida; Philodinidae
Source: the annotation of a GenBank genome assembly
AUGGAAAUGGGACUUACCCCAAUUGUAUGCAUUGCUCAAGAUUAUAUUCAAGGAAAACCAGUGGAUGAUCUACGAUUAUGUAAAGUCAUACUUGAACUAACUGACAAUAAAACCGAACAUCUUCCAGGGUAUCUGCCUCUCGUACCAGGAAUGCCAGUUUUACUCACAGAAAACAUCGCUACCGAACUGGGACUCUCCAACGGUACACGUGGAAUCUUUCGUCAACUUGUAUACGAUGAAUCACCAGAAGAUGUUCGAUACCAGGAUAAGAAUUUUCCACCAAAUACCAAGUUUAUAACUCAACCAAAUGAAAAAACAUUCUUGUUCGACGCCAAAGAACUUCUUCCAGAAAAUGUAGCAAAAGCAGCCAAAAUAAAUAAGAAAACAACAAAACUCACCGUCAAACGUAAAGCACUUCCGCUUAUACCCGCAUACAGCAUGACAACACAUAAAAGCCAAGGCCAAACACUCGGUAAAAUUAUCGUCGAUCUGGUGAUGCCGCCUGGUCCAAUUGAACUCGCAUCGGUUUAUGUUCCAUUAUCUCGUGUAAAGAGACUUGACGAUUUACUAAUCAUACGUCCAUUCGAAUUUGGAACACUUCAAGUUAAACCAUCAACGGCCCAAAUAGAAGAAUUUAAAAGAUUAGAUAAAAUAGCACAAAGUACUCGGAAACGUUUUCAAUUCAUUGUUUAA